Molecule: messenger RNA, 3800 nt
Organism: Corticium candelabrum
Lineage: Eukaryota; Metazoa; Porifera; Homoscleromorpha; Homosclerophorida; Plakinidae
Product: ephrin type-A receptor 3-like
Exons: 20
Coding region: 185-3544 (1119 amino acids)
Biological process (GO): cell surface receptor protein tyrosine kinase signaling pathway; protein phosphorylation; multicellular organism development
Cellular component (GO): plasma membrane; signaling receptor complex
Molecular function (GO): transmembrane receptor protein tyrosine kinase activity; ATP binding; protein binding
Source: RefSeq, a predicted model, not a curated record
CGAUUCGAGUCAAUUAGAAAUCGAAGCGGUGAUUGCUUGCUGCGUGACUGUUGUUCGCGUUUGUGCUGUCUGCAAAAGCUACGGGCUACAAAUAUAAUAUAAAUAUCCCGUAUGUCACAUUGCCCCCGGAUGUUCCUCUUCUUUUUGUGGUCUGAAGGCACGGCGUUUCUCUUCUCUACUGUGCAUGACGGUUUUAAGGCUCGUGCACGCGUUGGCGCUUGCCUCGACGUUGUUUCCAGCCGCUGCGACGGCCGUGUCACGAAGCCUGAUGGAGAUGCGAGUGCUGGAGGCUCGCUGCUUCGCCCGCUGUUUCAAGUACAACGCGACAGCAACAGAGGGUGUGCAAGUGUGGGCUCCGUACAGUUUUGCUGGAUUCAAGAACUGUUCUUACCCUUGCUCUUUUUUUAAUGAAACCGAGUCGACUUGUCUGAAGAAAUGUCGCAAUCAAUUUGGUUCAUUACCUGAUAGCCUUGCUGAGUGUAACGAGGGUUGUGGGUUUGUUACGAGAGUCAAGUCUGAAGCUGUAGGAGCAUCCUUUUCACCUGGGUCACCCUAUGUUCCUGCCAUUCCAUCAUCUCCCAUUGUUACUCAAGUCAGUGAUGUCGUCACACUUCAGUGGGAAGCUACUAAUCGUGAUCAUUCUAAAUUGGAUGUUCGCCAUGGACCAGGACGGGCAGCUGUGUUCGUUAUUCAGUAUGCAUCGAUUGAGUGUGGACCACCACAAGCUUUCGAUUGGAAGACUGGUUCACAUCCGGCAGAACAGAACUUCAUAGAACUCCCUCAUGACUCGCUGGAUCUCAGUGACGAUCAUUUGUAUGUAUUUCGUGUGGCAACAGUCAACGUAAACGGAACACAGGGUUUUUCACUGACUUCACCGUUAGCAUAUUCAGUAGACAAGAAAUGUGUGAAUGUGAGCCAUAAAACUCCCGGUCUGGUGAAAGAUCUCCGACUGUUGGGUUUCAGGAACCCAAUGGAUAGCAAAAUGGUGGACGUUGAAGUCUCAUGGCAAGAGCCAGCAAUGAAUAAGGCGUUGUGUUAUUAUGUGUGUGUGAGGGAAGAGGCAAGUGGUCUGUCACAGGGCUCAGAGCCUUGUCGUGAUAGGAUGCUGUUUGAUCUUAUUGUCGCGAAGCAUUUUGUAGCAAGCAAAUCCGACAGCCCACAUGGCACUCAGGGCUGUUCGUAUCGAUCCACAGUUGGCUCUGUACCAAUGUUGAUAUCAACUUAUGACAACCGAGCAGUCAAAACUGCAGUGUUUCGUAACGUGACGAAAGACAUGGACGAUUCAAGUCGUUUUGUGUCUGGUACUCCGUCUCUGUCUCAAGUGAAGACGCUCAGUCAUCAUAUCAACGUCACGGUUACGUGGCCGUUGCCGGUGGAUUAUCAUCCAGACCUUCAUAGAUAUCGACUUGAGUAUGGAACAGGACGGCAUUCGGUACCGAUAUUGAAAGAGGACAGCGUGAAACUGGGAGAGAAAGAUAUCUACGUGAGUGAUGCUGUUGGACAGAAGUUCUCAGUUAUUUUUCCAGAGCUGGAGCCAGGAACUAGAUAUUGGUUCAAGAUAUUGGCAGUCACAAAAGGUAUCUUUGGAAAGACAUCAGAAGAAGAUUAUAUACUGACUGAGGACUUUUCUGUGCCCGGUGUGCCAUUACAUGUUAGUCACGUGAUCAAAGAUGGCACUUUGAAUCGCUUCUCUGUGCUCAUAACUUGGACGAACUCAAAACCAGCAACGCCGAUGGACUAUCCGGUGACAGCAUCCUAUGUAAACUGGGGCUUCAGUAGGAGCAUUAACGACAAUUCGGAGAUCGCCGUGGCAACAGUCAAUGGUACAACUGAGGAAUAUACUAUUAGUGACUUAGAAAAGGAAGAUUCGGAUGGAUCAAAGAAGUACUACUGGUUUCGUGUCUGGUCUGCUAACGCAAAGGGCAAUGGAUCAGAAUCAGAGCCAGUCUAUUUUAGUUACAAAUCACCCAGCGACCAACUACUGGUCGCAUAUGUCGCAUCUCCACUCGUCUUCUCAGUUAUCGUCGCUCUUGUCAUUGCGAUCGUCUUCUACUGCCACUGGAGAAGAAAACGCCAGAAAAUCAUACUCGUUGCUCAUCCCCUCUCCAUGACAUCAAACCUUCUGUACGGUCAACCACCGGUCAGUCCUUGUGAGGUACCCGACGAGUGGGAAGUCGCGGCCAAUCGAAUUAGUCUCGACAACAAACUGGGCGAGGGAUUCUUUGGCGAGGUGUGGAGAGCGAAUAUCAAGGGAACGUUUGGUCCGUCAGAGAGACACGCGUCGGUGGUGAGAACUCUGAGUGUGAAGAAACGGCUGGAGCAUCGGAAGUCGUGUGAGGAAGUAUCGAUUCCGGUCGCCGUGAAGCUCCUCAAGGGGACGGCAACGGAGGAGGAUCGACGCGACCUCGUGAACGAGAUCAAACUGAUGAAACGUAUCGGAUGCCAUAAACACAUUGUCAGUAUGUUGGGAUGCUGUACGAUGUCUGAGCUCUAUUUGAUUGUUGAAUUCGUUCCGUAUGGCGAUCUGCUCAACUUCCUAAGAAAGAAUCGACUCAAUUCGGUGCACUCGUUGCACUCGGAUCAGCCACUGACGGCUCCCAGCUUGCCUGAGGACAGAUACGUGCCUCCUAAUCUGCCAACAGUGGGGUCUGGGAGUCGAGUACAGUCAGUGUCGUCAUGCUGUCAGUUUCACGACGAUGGGACUCCACAUGUCAUGUUUACUCCACAUCUCUUGCUCUCGUUUGGACAUCAGAUCACUCAGGGGAUGGAAUAUCUCCACAGCAAGGAUCUGGUUCAUCGCGAUUUAGCUUGUCGCAACGUAUUGGUGGAUGACAACAACAUACUCAAGAUAUCAGACUUCGGAUUGUGUCGUGCGAUCUACAAGGAUGUGGCAUAUGUGAAGAAGACGAAGGGACGACUGCCUCUCAAGUGGAUGUCGAUUGAAGCGAUAUUUGAUCGGGAAUUCACGAAGCAGAGUGAUGUGUGGUCAUUUGGUGUCGCUCUUUGGGAAAUUUGCACAAUGGGAGGAUUCCCCUAUCCCACUAUACCAAACGAAAGCCUUCUGGCCAAGCUCCGAAGCGGCUAUCGAAUGGAGAAACCGUCCAACUGCUCACAGGAACUAUACGACUUGAUGUUGGAGAGUUGGAACGAUGAUCCCCACCAGAGACCCUCGUUCACCGACCUCGCUCAGAUAUUCAGCAAGAUGAUCUCGAGCGAAACACACAGGCAUCUUCUGGCGACCGACGUCAACGAAGACAGCGAGUACUAUCUUCUUCCCAUACAAUUGGAGAACCUUUUGGGAGAGGAUUUCGGUGAGGACAGUGAGGAAGAUCAAGACGAUGAAAUGCCUGCUUCUCCUCCACCUCGUUAUGACAUGGUUGUGAAGGCCAAACGAAUGUCGGAAGGGAGGAAACUGGAGAGGAGAGUCGAUGGAGCUCAUGUGCUCACUAAUGGGAUGACCGAAAUGCAGGAAGUUGGUGUGGACUAUGACUUUAAUCUGAGAGUCCAAUUACCGUCGGUGGCUUCUAAACAGACGGUCGUGUAGAGAUGGUGUAAUAUUUUGGAAUCGAAUAUGAGUAAGGAUCACGCAGAGAGUUUAUCUUUCCGAAUCGAUUGAUGCUUAUACGGGUUACGAAUGAGUUUGGUCACGUGACUCGUUGUGGGUGCUGACCCGAGCAGAUGACUCAACUCGAUUGUUUGCGAUAGGAAUUAUUUUAAAGAGUAGAAUCAGAUGUAUUUCCAAUAGCUGCGAUGAGUUGUAGAGGAAUGUGAUAUCAGAAUGUAUUCUUGCUGUAUGGAAA